CGCCCCUGCAGUUCCCAAAGAGGCGUACGCACGUACGUAGGCACGCACGGCGACGAGAGGGCGGGGGAGGAGGGAGAGAUCGGAGGCGCCCCUCCCAGUCAGCAGGGUUGCGCGUGCCCCUUGCAACCGCGAAGAUGGUGGUGGGCGCGUUCCCUAUGGCGAAGCUGCUAUACCUGGGCAUCCGGCAGGUCAGCAAGCCGCUUGCCAACCGCAUUAAGGAGGCCGCCCGCCGAAGCGAGUUCUUCAAGACCUAUAUCUGCCUCCCGCCAGCUCAGCUGUACCACUGGGUGGAGAUGCGGACCAAGAUGCGUAUCAUGGGCUUCCGGGGCACGGUCAUCAAGCCGCUGAACGAGGAGGCAGCCUCCGAGCUGGGCGCCGAGCUGCUGGGCGAGGCCACCGUCUUCAUCGUGGGCGGCGGCUGCCUGGUGCUGGAGUACUGGCGCCACCAGGCGCAACAGCGUCACAAGGAAGAGGAGCAGCGCGCCGCCUGGGACGCGAUGCAGGACGAGGUGGGCCGCCUGGCGCUGGCGCUGGAGGCCCUGCAGGCGCAGGUGCAGGCGGCGCCGCCGCGGGGCGCCCUGGAGGAGCUGCAGGCGCAGCUGCAAGAGGUGCGCGCCCAGCUCUGCGCCCCGGACCCGCCGCCCGCGCCCCAGGCAGCAUCCACGUCCCAGGAAGCGUCCUCCUCCUCCGAGGAAAAGGAGCCUGCCGAAGCCUGAACUUAGACGUGGCCCUGUGUGCCCUGAUGUGGCCUUCUCCCUGCGUUACCCCUACCUGUGCUGGCCCAGUGGAAACCACCGGGAUGUGGAUGGAACUUGGAUUAGGUCACCCCAUACUGACCCGUGGUACCUUCCCCUGCGACCAGUCCCCAGCAGCUGAAGCGUUCCAACAUAGCCUCCUCCAGCCUCUCGCUCGUUUGGUACAGUCCGCAGUGCUGUCUCUCCAGCCCACUCCAAACGGCACAGACCUGUGGGGUCCCAGCCAGCAGGACAACAUGCUCACUCCUCUGACAGAAGAAGAAAUGGAACCGGACUUGAGCCAAAUCGACCUAUCAGCCCUCCGUUUACUUGAUCAGUGUUACUUUUCCCUGGGACUCUCAGCCUUUACAUCGGAAUACCUCCUUCCCUUUGUCAGUUGGUACAGGCUGUCGUAAGGAAGCGCAGUGUGUUUCAGUGAGCUUCUGCCUCUCCCACCUUCUAAGGUGGGCUUUCUCUGGGCAUCACUCCUCUUAUGAGGGGAAAAAAAUGGAUCUUGGCUUGCAGUUGAUCCAUCAAAUAUUACACCUUUCACCUUAACCUGAUCCGUGGCACCUUCCCCUGAGACACUCAAAUGGAAUAUUCCAACAGAAGCCCCCUCAUCCUUCAGUCUACGGCACAACCCACUGGAAUAGCUAUGCAGGGUCUUCUGGUAAUGCCCUACCAACCCUGCUUCUGGUGGAAAAUUUGAUCCUGUCUGUGGCUAGUCCGACCUGUCUCUCGGCCUCAGCCCCCUGUUCACCUGUCCUCAGGGUCCCUGGGCCUUUCCUGGCGUGUCCUUUCCUGCCUUCCGCACUGUCUUCUUCAGUGGCCUCUCUCGGGACUGCCGGCCAUGAUCACAGCCCCCAUGUUCCAUCAAAUCAAUAGAUCUCUGUGCUAUUGCCUUCCUUCCCUGCAGCUCUGGACUGGUCCAACUGUCCCCCUCCUGCCUCCAUAACCCCCUCUAGCCCACACAAUAGAUCUCUGUGCUAUUGCCUUCCUUCCCUGCAGCUCUGGACUGGUCCAACUGUCCCCCUCCUGCCUCCAUAACCCCCUCUAGCCCACUGGGCUAGGCCACCAGUUGGUCUUACCUUUGUUAUUUAGUUUCCAGGGCUGCCAUAACAAAUGACCGCAAACUCGGUGGCUUAAAACAACAGGAGUUUAUUCUUUCACAGUUCUGGAGGCCAGAGAUCUGAAAUCAAGGUGUUUGCAGGGUCACACUCCCUCCACAGGCUCUAGGGGAGGAUGCCUUCCUUGCCUCUUCAGCUUCUGUUGGCCUCAGGCAUUCCUUGGCCUGGGGCCCCCUGUCUCCAGUCUCUGCCUCCAUCUUCACCUGGCCUUCUUUUGCUCUCUGUGUCUUGGAAAGACUCCUGUCAUUGGAUUUAGGGCUUACCCUAAAUCUAGGAUGAUUUCAGUUCGAAAUCCUUCACUGAAUUACAUCUACAAAGACCUUUUUUCCACGUAAGCUCCCAUAACUUUCCCUGGGUUAGGAUGUGAACACAUCUUUUGGUGGGCCACCAUUCAACCCACUACACCUCGCCACCCCAGGAGUACGCUGGGACUCCUGCCAACCCCGUGGGGCAUUCAGGGAACCACAAGGGUGCGAGGAACAGUCCAGGAACCACCAUUCAUUACCUGGAGUCUCUUCCAGGACUCACCUCUGAAGCGGGAGGGGACUGGGCCCCACCAGUCUGCAUUCUGUCUUUCAGACUGUAGAUGUUUCCCAAUUAAAAGAGCCCUGGAGAGAGGAAGUCAUCUGAAGGAUGUGUCAGAGAAUCAUGAUCCGAUCUCCAAAAUGAGUACAAGCCUCAUUAAAAUUAGGAGAGAAGCUGAGAGAGUUCUGAUGGGGGUGAGUGGUAGAGCAUCAUCCAAGAUGGGGAAACUGAGGCCCAGAGGAAGCCAAGGGACUUGCCCAAGGCCAACAAGCCAGCGAGGUGACGAAGCAGUAAGAGCAGAGGCAGGGAGGGAGAUGGAGAAGGGAUGCAGGGUGCUUGAGGGUACUGCUACCGGGUGAGGAGGAAGGUGAGAGGGAGGCGGAUUACUGGGAGAGGGGCAGAGAUCUCUACACAGAGGCCAAAGGCACCCCUGGGGCAGCAUUGAGAGUGGGGGGGCACAGUUGUCUGUCAGAACAGCCCCAGAUUACACCCAAGAUCUUAGCAUUUAAUGAAUGAGGUUAGACCCAUUCCACCUGGGCCCGUCUCCCAGCAGCUCUAGGUGAAGUGGGAGGGGCCAGCUUUCUCUCCCUUCCUCCCUCACCUCACUUCCCCAGCGGAGUGAAAAUCCUCUGGACACAAGACCUACCCAGAUAGAAAACCAAGAAACCAGGGUUCUGAAACAGCAUCUUAAUUCCUUCUAGAAGAGCCCCCUCUGAUGUGGAGGGAGCUGAGGGAGGUGGGCCCCAGGUAGGGGUGUCCUUAAAAUUGGAAGUGACUUGAGUGGGUUAAAUGACGAGGGGAAGAAGGCAAGAGACAGAGCUACCACUGGAUGAUGGGGUGAUUCAUGGAGCCAGGUGAGCAGGCUUAGUGCCUGUUGCCAUGGUUACCCCAGGGCAGUCCACUCUGGCACUGACACGUCUCUGGAUCACGGGAUGCUGGAGGCCAGGGACUGUUUUACUGCCCUCCCCACAUCAUGUCAAUGUCAGUGACCCAUCUUGUCAAUAAGGUGUGGUCAUUAUCAAAAUCGGUGGAGUUUAUUGAGCUCUGGUUAGGUGCGGGGCACUGUUCUAAAGUGCUCUACAUAGUCCCCAUAACAUUUUCUUUGUUGCCUUGAUGAGGAAACCGAGGCACAGAGAGGGAAAAUCACCUACCCAAGGUCACACAGGCAGGGAAGAAGCAGAGGUGGGGUGUGAAGACGGGCGGUCUGGGUCAGAACCCGUAACCCCUGCGCCAUCCUGACCCUGACGUGGUGCUGCUCUCACGUCCCCGAGACUCAGAACUCAGCCCUGACGUGUACUUAACGUGUGGCGAGACCUCGUGGGAUGCCUCCGCUUCACCCGCUGGGUGGGGGUGGGAUCAGCAUGUGCGGAGGUGGAAAGAGUCUCCUCUCAAAACGCACAAGGCCAGAGGGUGCUUCAUCGCUCUGGUUUCCUGCUAGCUAAAAUUUUGUAUACAUUUGUGACUUGGGGAGAGGGGUUAGAAUAAAUUUGUAAUCCACAUUGGUUGCCUUCAAGUUGAUGCAUUUUCCCCCCAUAUUUAAAAAAAGCCCCGUUAACCUGAGAAAAAAUAUCCUUCGUUUAUUCUUUCGUUCAAGACACUGUCACCGAUGGGGCUUCCCUGGUGGCGCAGUGGUUAGGACUCCACGCUCCCAAUGCAGGGGGCCCGGGUUUGAUCCCUGGUUGGGGAACUAGAUCCCACAUGCAUGCCACAACUUUGGAGCCGGCGAGCCUCAACUAAGGAGCCCACCUGCUGCAACUAAGACCCGGCGCAACCAAAUAAAUAUUAAAAAACAAAAAAACUGUCCGAGGUGCCCACCAUGUUCUGUGCAGUGCUAGGGUCCCAGCCGUGACCGAGACAGCCCCAACCCUGCCCUCGUGGGGGCUCACAGUCCAGUGGGGGGACGGAUGCACAUACAGACAUUUCUUUUCCAAUGUUACCUGCCCUGUGGUUAUUUGGGAAGAAGGGACCAGGCUGAAUCCCAGCUCCUCCCCUCCUGAGGGACUCAGGGCUUUAGGGCAUUAAAAAACAGAUACUCUUAUUUAAACACUGGCUCUCAAAAGCCUCAUAGGAUGUCCCAAGGGCUCUGCUUCUCCCAUCCCUUGGCAGGCCCCAUUGUCCUCUGUGCUGGUUUCCCUGUUGGGAAGGCCCUUGCCUGGGGAGAGCCAUCCCAGGAGAAGUUUGACUUCAUAAAGCCCCCGUCUGAUGCAUUGGCCCAUAUGGUCAUCUCUGAGCUGGCCACUGGUGCUGUGACUCCAGCCCGGGGUCCCCCAGCCCCAGUAGACGGAGGGAGAGGAGAAGCAUGUCCAGAGGAGAAUCCACAGGGCAUCAUCCACCCGCUCGCUAGACAAAUGUUGACUGAGCACCUGCUGGGUGCCUGGCCCCAUUCUAGUAGCUGGGAGUCAGCCAGGAACAAGACAAGGUCACCGCCACCACGGAGCCAACAUCUAGUGCAGGGAAGCAGACAGUAAAGAAAAAUGAUCCAGUGUCGGGGUGAUGAGGGCUGAGAAGAAAGAGUUCGGGAGUAAUAGGGAUGGCUGAUUUCGAUCAGGUGCUCAGGAAGGAGGUGACACUCGAGAGGAGCUGCCAGAGAGUGUUGUUAGUAUCUACAGAGGCCCAGAGGCAGGUGUGGGAUCAGCCUUUCCCUGGAACGGCGGGAGGAUCUGCUAUCAGAAUUGAGCCGGGGUUAGCGGACCGAGGGCCUGGCGCUGCCUGUCUUUGGGAACAAAGAUUUAUUGGGACAUAGCCACACCCAUGUGUUUAUGUAUAAUUUUUAUGGUUGCUUUUGCACGGCAAUGACAGAUUUGAGUCAUUUGCGAUAAAUACCACAUGGCCUUCAAAGAUGCAAAUAUUUACUGUCGAGGCCUUUCCGUAAAGAGUUUACGGACCCUAGAACAGAGUAAACAAGGGGAGAAGGAUGGGCGAGGGGCUCAGGAGCACAAAGGCUGGCCCCCUUUGGCCUCAGUUGGCACAGCUCUGGAGGGUCUUACCAGCUCCGAUGCCCCAUCGGGUGGCCUCUUGGGCCUCCCUGUCCGCUCCUGCUUCCGUCACUCCCCACCCACAGGAGCUACUGCCUGGAGACGCCGCGAUAACCCUGCUGUUCGAAGAUCUCAGAGUCUCCCCCUCAGUCUACGGCAGCAAGGCACAAUGAGACGCAUAGUUUAUAUAGUCCAUCCACCAUAUUCAUAUUUAUAUAAUAAUUCACAAUUCACCCUAUAUACAUAGGAUA
Physeter macrocephalus (sperm whale) is the source of this 5612-nucleotide messenger RNA. It is a transcript of the gene OPA3, whose product is annotated as outer mitochondrial membrane lipid metabolism regulator OPA3. Bases 135 to 716 code for a protein of 193 amino acids. NCBI's taxonomy places the organism in Eukaryota, Metazoa, Chordata, Mammalia, Artiodactyla, Physeteridae. The record is from RefSeq and is a predicted model, not a curated record. Gene Ontology annotation, biological process: regulation of lipid metabolic process. The transcript is spliced from 2 exons. Gene Ontology annotation, cellular component: mitochondrion.